This is a messenger RNA of Priapulus caudatus, 681 nucleotides long. RefSeq names its product polycystic kidney disease 2-like 2 protein. The coding region runs from base 192 to 545 and encodes 117 amino acids. The transcript has a single exon. The record is from RefSeq and is a predicted model, not a curated record. NCBI's taxonomy places the organism in Eukaryota, Metazoa, Priapulida, Priapulimorpha, Priapulimorphida, Priapulidae.
UCAGUAAUCAUUGUCUCUCUCUCACGUACAGAUGUACCUCGCAUUGUUCACCAAUCAGUAAUCAUUGUCUAUCUUACACGCAGAUGUACCUCGCAUUGUUCACCAAUCAGUAAUCAUUGUCUCUCUCUCACGUACAGAUGUACCUCGCAUUGUUCACCAAUCAGUAAUCAUUGUCUCUCUCUUACGUACAGAUGUACCUCGCAUUGUUCAUCAUCACCUUCGGUGCCUUUGCCUUCUUCGGAUACCUGUGCUUCGGUCGCGUACUGGAGGACUACCACUCCUUCAUCACGACCCUCGAGUCCCUCUUCAACUUCCUACUGGGCAGCUUCAGCUAUUCAGACCUGAAGGAAGCCAACCCGCUGCUGGGACCCUUCUUCUUCAUGGCCUUUGAGUGGAUCGUGGUGAUCGGUGUGCUGUGCGUUGUCAUGUCAAUCAUCAACGAGGCCCUGAACACUGUGAAGGAAGGCGACGAGAUGCAAUCCAACGAACACGAGAUUGUCGACUACAUCUGGGGCCGAUUCAAAUCGAUGCUGCCCUGGAAGUAGCCGCGCGAAAAUCAUUUGCGAAAUUCAAAUUAGUGGCGGGGGUCGUUGGCAGAAAUUUGAUCGAUGGGUUAUACUGUUAUAACACGUCGAAAAGGUUAUGGUAAAGGUUAGUGUUAAGAGUAGAAUAUUUCUGACA